Molecule: messenger RNA, 590 nt
Organism: Pyricularia oryzae 70-15
Lineage: Eukaryota; Fungi; Ascomycota; Sordariomycetes; Magnaporthales; Pyriculariaceae
Exons: 4
Coding region: 339-590 (83 amino acids)
Source: RefSeq, a predicted model, not a curated record
CGAAUCAGGACCUCUUGUCUUUCGCUGGCUAGCAGCUUGCCAGCUGAGCCUGGGAAGAGUGGGGUAUGAAAGGUUGCAGCGCAGCAUUCAAGGUCGGUUGGGUGGAUGCAUCUGGAAAAACGCGGAUGGAAACAUUGAAUUCACUCAACAACGCAGCUGCGAGAAAAUAAAAGCUCCCCGCAAAUAUUUAUUUCGAAGUACUUUACCCUCCAGCUGCCAAGGCAUAGACAGCUAGCGUUAACCUUUUACUGCGUCCUGGAAAGUAACCCUUAGACUUCCCUUCGGCCGUCUACUCUGUAAUAAAUAACACUACGUCCAAGCAAAAUGAUCUAGCCGAGAUGGAGAUUGUGUCUGUGGCCACUAGACUUAGGUCCCAGAUUCCUUCCUUUCCUUUUUCGCACCGAGCCGACUACGGCGGCCGGAACCGACGGCCGACAUGGCAAGGGAGUCAAUUGAAGAAGAAAGGUCUGUCGGUACGGACUACGGACUACGAUGAACACGCCUUGCACGCAAACCCCCACUUGCACUACGGUACACCAACAUUUUCUCCUACCGUAGAUCGGCCGGGGGAGGGUCACGACUACCGGUAG